AUGCUCAACCUCCAGCUUUCCUACAGUUGGCUGUACUGGACACGUCCGUCAGGAGAUAUCCCUGAUGCCCCAGCCGGCUUGGAGCGGUACUGGGUCGAGACGCCCUCUGGUAGGCUCGAGGUUCUCUCGAACCAACCAACAGAACCAUCAAAAGGCAGGAUUCCCAUAGUCUUCGUCCAUGGAGGCAUGGGCAGCGCCUGGGUCUGGACCGAAUACAUGCAGUACCUCGCCGAGCACGACGUGCCCUGUUAUGCCGUCUCCUUGCGCGGCCAUGGUAACAGCUGGCACCCUUCGUACCUGAGAAUGGUCUACGGCACAACGAGGAGCCAGCUGGCGAGCGAUGCCGUUGCUGCUAUUAGCUGGGUACAGGAGCGCCAUGGAGAGGAAGCGCUGCUCGUCGGGCAUUCCAGCGGCGGCGGACUCCUCCAAGGGAUCCUCAGCGCGCAACAGGUGCACGCACAGGGCCUGGCCUUGCUAGGAGCUGUCCCGGGCUUCGGAUCAUUUGGUGUGUACCUCAAUUGGGCGAAAUUCGACCCUCUCUUCGUGAUCCGCAUGUGGCUUCAGGGCGGUCACUCGAAUUCGCCCCUUUCGCAUCCGCUCCUGACUAGGCGGGCCUUCUUCAGCGAUGAUUACCCCAUGACGAAGCUCCUGGAGUUCCAAUUGCAUUCGAACCGCUACGAAAGCUUCUGGUGGCCGUUGACGAUGAUGAGGCCUUUCGUCAACACUGAGAGCCUCAUCAAUUCCAUUAGGGGCUGGGGCAGCAGCGACCGCAUCAUGGUCAUGACCGGAACUCUGGACAAGCUGAUGACGCACGACAUUAUGGUGCAGCUGGCAGACACCUACCGCAAGGCUGUUGGUCAACUGGUCGCGGCGAAAAAGCUCGAUGCCAAGGUUGACGAGGUCAAGUCGAUGGCUGGAGUUGGAGGACAGGAUGACGAAGGCCUGGGUGUGCGGCUGACCUGGGUUGAGGGCGCGGGGCAUCACCUGCAAAACGACUGGAGCUGGAAGGUGGGAGCGGACAAGCUGUUGGCGUUCCACGAGCAGUUGGCUGCCAAGGGUGAAAUCAGCGAGGGCUAUCAAAAGGUGUAG
This is a messenger RNA of Verticillium alfalfae VaMs.102, 1089 nucleotides long. RefSeq lists its product as hypothetical. NCBI's taxonomy places the organism in Eukaryota, Fungi, Ascomycota, Sordariomycetes, Glomerellales, Plectosphaerellaceae. The record is from RefSeq and is a predicted model, not a curated record. The coding region runs from base 1 to 1089 and encodes 362 amino acids. The transcript has 2 exons.